This is a messenger RNA of Osmia lignaria (orchard mason bee), 3047 nucleotides long. Lineage: Eukaryota; Metazoa; Arthropoda; Insecta; Hymenoptera; Megachilidae. The record is from RefSeq and is a predicted model, not a curated record.
UGUUCGAUCAGUUGCCAAUCCGCCACAGCUAUCUGUCUAUACUUUCAUCAUUUUCCACUUAAGUGAUUCCAUCUUCGAGACACCUGUGUAGUUUCUUUGAUCGACUCUGCUUUUAUUGCAUGGACCGAUGGGAUGGAUCGAAUCGAAAGUUUCUAACAACGAAGAGGGGAUGGAAGUGACCUGGUCAUGUUAAUAGAUCGUUGAAAAUUGUUGUUUCGAUUAAACUCGUAGUGAAAGAGAUUGCAUUCAGUUGUGUGUUUUUUUUUCACGUACAAAAGCGAGAAUGGUAUGCUCGGUGGUGCAUGAAGAAUCGAUUGGUCAACAUCCUGACUUUCCAACUGAAUUUCAUGUUCGACGAGAAUGAAAAGCAACUUCGAGAAAGUUCCACGGUUUUAUCGAUUCAUUUGAUGAUUUUCUGAGUUCAUUAACGAAAAUGAGGAUCAUAGCAGGGAAAUUAAUUUAUCUUUUUAUCAUCUGCUCGAUGAUGCAGAAAAGUUGUAACAGAUACCUGGAGGGUAUGAACCUGAACCUAGGGGAUGCUUUGCAAUUCCUGAGGGAAUACGACAGCGAAGCUUCCGCGAUGUGCACCAGAGUGAUGACAGCACAGUGGAAUUUCGCUACGAACGUCACCGAAAGCAAUCGUCGAAAAAUGUUAGACGAGCAAGGGUUGAAGUUGAAAUUCGAUCGAAUUUCCUGGCGCAAAACUGUCAGUUUUGCUUGGAGCCGAAUACCGGAUCCUCUGGCGAGAAGAGAACUUAGGAUGAUUGCUAUAAGAGGGAGGAAUUCCCUGACAGAUGACAAAUUCAACGAGCUGCACAGUCUGAUUGUUGAAAUGAAAGAAAUAUACACGAGAACGAGAUUGUGUCCUUAUAGGACAAUAGGUUCCAAUUGCAAUCUGAGUUUGGAUCACGAUGUCAGUAAAAUAAUGGCACGAUCAAAGGAUUACGACGAAUUGCUGUACUAUUGGCACGCUUGGCACGAGGCCACUGGACCUCAGCUUAAAAACAAAUACAUGAGAUACGUUCAGCUGGCAAAUCAGGCAGCCAAAUUAAACGGAUUUGAAGAUGCUGGUGAUCAAAUGAAAGAACUCUUCGAGGACGAGUAUUUUCAACAAAAUGCAGCAGACGUGAUGUCAGCGAUAAUGCAUCUGUACAAAAAUCUGUUCACAUACGUGAGGACAAAAUUGUUCGAGAGAUAUGGUGACAGGAUUCGAAGGGAUGGUCCACUUCCGGCGCACAUCUUGGGAAACAUGUGGGCUCAAAAUUGGGAGGAAUUGUUCGAUUUGGUUCAGCCGUUUCCGGCAAGCAAAAGACUGGAUGUCACUUUGGAUAUGAUGAUUCAAGGAUUCACCCCAUUAAGGAUGUUCCAAAUAGCAGAGGAAUUCUUUACUUCCCUUGGAAUGAAACCAAUGCCCCCAGAAUUCUGGAGAUUCUCAAUGUUUGAGAGACCUAUCGACAGAGAAGCAAAGUGCACACCCAGUGCUUGGGACUUCUGCAACAGAAUUGACUACAGGAUAAAACAGUGUACAAGGGUUACGAUGGAGGAUUUGCUAUCAACUCAUCACGAGAUUGCUAAAUUACAAUAUUAUUUGCAAUACAGAGAUCAACCGUUACUAUUUCGAAACGAAGCAAUUCCAGGAUUUUUCGAAGCAGUCAGCGAUGCCAUUGAAUUAUCUGCCUUUACACCUAAACAUUUAAGCAAACUUGGUUUGUAUGAUAAUUCCACGGAUGAUUAUGGGACCGAUAUUAAUUUUUUGAUGCUGAUGGCCCUUCGCAAAGUUGCCUACAUGCCAUUUGCUUAUAUAGUCGAUGAGUGGAGGUGGCGUGUGUUCAACGAGGGUGUUACCGAUAUGACGAACAAAUGGUGGGAGUUAAGGCUACAGUAUCAAGGAAUCGUACCACCUGUGCCACGAUCUGAAAGAGAUUUUGAUCCUGCUUCAAAAUAUCACAUCCCAGCAGAUGCUCUUUAUGCCAAAUACUUUGUUAGUAUCGUCCUACAAUUUCAACUGUACGAGUCUUUGUGCGAAAUAUCAGGUCACACAGGUGACCUACACACCUGUGAUUUUUAUAGAUCACGAGAGGCUGGACGAUUACUGUCGGAUGUGUUAUCAAUUGGUUCAUCCAGAACAUGGAAGGCGGUUGUACGAGAAAUGACAAGAGGCAGAACAAAUAGAAUGGAUGCUGGUGCAAUGUUAAGGUAUUUUGAGCCCUUGAACCAAUGGCUGAAGCGACAAAAUGAAAUGGAACCAGUUGUUGGCUGGAUUACAAAUCGCGAAGACACAGAGAAACACUUACAUCACAGAAACCUAUCCUGUAAUUAUGCUCCGUUUUUUAAUCGUAUCAAUGCGCGCGAAGUGCCAGUCCAGUAUAAAUUCAACAAAAAUAUCUUGGUCACGCGGUAUUGUCGAUCAAAGACAAAUAAAGAUGUUGGCAAAGACAGCACAACAGCAGAGCCAAAGAAAGUAUCAGUAUUCGCAAGAAUGAAACAAAUGACCAAGGAUUAUUGGCAUGUACUAAUUCCAGUUCAUGUUGUAACAUCUAUAGGCUGGAUGGUUAUGUUCUAUGCAACAAUAAAAAAUGGUGUGGAUAUUAUAAAGGUCAUGGAAUACUUGAGCUUUAGUGAUAAGUAUUUAGAUAUGGUACGGAAAUCCAGUGCAGGGAAUUGGGCCUUAGCAUAUGUUCUUUUUAAAAUAUUUACACCUCUUAGAUAUACAGUCACUAUAGGAGCUACAACAAUGGCUAUCAAACAGCUUAGCAAAUCAGGCAUUGUCAAACCUUUGCCAUUUGGCAAACAAUCUCAGGUCUACAAGACAACAAAAUCAAAUAAACAAACAACAACGACGUCAAAGCAAUUUAAAGUAGAGCGAGAAACGGAGCCUCCGAAAACGUAGCGAUAUCGGAACCACCCGUCGACUACCAUCUGGAUAAGAAGGUUCUAUCUCUUUCGUCGUGCAAUCUUGAAGCUUCGUGGAUCAAAAUGGAUGUACAUUGUCUUUGUAAAUAUAUAAACGUUAUUGUGUUACGAUAAAAACCUUAUACGCAAUAUUA